AUGGCAAGCCAAAAGCGGAAAGAUACCAUCGAUUGGACGGAGUACUUCAUGGCGAUGGCUUUCCUCGCGGCAAAACGCAGCAAAGAUCCAUCAACGCAGGUUGGAGCUUGCAUCGUGAACGAGGACAAACGGGUGGUCGGUAUCGGGUACAACGGGUUCCCCACCGGUUGCAGUGAUGACGAAUUUCCGUGGUCCAAAACGUCGGAUAAUCCGCUCGAGACAAAGUACCUGUACGUGUGCCAUGCGGAGGUGAACGCCAUCCUGAACAAAAACAGUACGGACGUCAAGAACUGCACCAUGUAUGUGGCUUUGUUUCCUUGUAACGAGUGUGCGAAAAUUAUCAUCCAGUCGUCGAUCCGGGAGGUUGUGUAUAUGAGCGAUAAGCACGCGCACAAGGAGCACACGAUCGCGGCAAAGAGAAUGUUUGAUGCUGCCGGUGUUCGGUACACACAGUACAAACCGCGCCACAGUCAGAUAGUGAUCGAUUUUACCGAAAUCGAUUGGGACAGUUUGAAUCAAGUGCCUGCAACCCCAAAAAAGAACGGAACAACUGACGGAAUAGACAUCACUAGGCUCUCUCUAAAAGAGCACCCCUAA
Messenger RNA from Anopheles marshallii, 597 nucleotides. Its product is annotated as deoxycytidylate deaminase. Gene Ontology annotation, cellular component: cytoplasm. Bases 1 to 597 code for a protein of 198 amino acids. The record is from RefSeq and is a predicted model, not a curated record. Lineage: Eukaryota; Metazoa; Arthropoda; Insecta; Diptera; Culicidae. The transcript has a single exon. Gene Ontology annotation, molecular function: dCMP deaminase activity; zinc ion binding. Gene Ontology annotation, biological process: dUMP biosynthetic process; dTMP biosynthetic process.